CUCAAACACAAAUAUUUUCAUAUAAUAAAAGCCUGCUUCCUUAUAACCCAUCCUCCAUUCCCGCGACGCCACCAUUUUAAAGGGGUUUGCUGCAUGGAAUCCUCCUAGUUUUACAGGAGUCAGCGACGGCGACGGCUGGGAAGAGGAAGACAAGGAAGCAUCUGCUAGAGCCGAUGCAGCCCUUUGGCUUUCCGGGAGGAGCGUCCCUGCCCGGAUGAGUGUCUGCCGUGUGUCCCCCGACUGUCCCCCGGCAGGAGCGCAGUUCGGACGGCUCAUCCAUUAUUCCCGGACGACAAACUGCAUUUCUCACGUUCUUCCAAAGAAACCCUAGUCACCGGGCGGGAGCCCAGCUCUGCGCUGCGCCCCCAGUGGCUCCCGAGUUCACACCCGAGCUGUGCGACCCGGUGGUGGGGUGGGAGCGUGGAGCAGGUGUUAUCCGAGGCCAAGUGAAAACUUUGGGAGUUUUGUUACCAUUAAGACUUUAACAACUGAGUUUUGAUGAGAGGACGUCUGGAAUAAACUAGGUUUGGGGACACAGCUGAGGACUGGUACAGGGGCCCACUUGUGAAGCUAGUUCCCUACUGUGCCUGCCCCUGUAGAUUGCUGCGGCUCUGCCUGGAUCAGUAGAAUGUGGUGAGAGGAUGGGGCUUCUCCCUCCCAAGACUUACAAUGGCCAGAGAAGAUUCCGUGAAGUGUUUGCGCUGUUUGCUCUACGCCCUCAACCUACUCUUUUGGAGCCAAUAGUCGCCAGCAUACCCAGCUCCACUCUCAGCUCAGGGCAUGGUGAUUUAUCACUGCCUUGCAGCUGCCGUUCAAGUUCGUCCACUAUUCACCACAGGUGUCUAAAGUUAAUGUCCAUCAGUGUCUUGGCCGUUUCUGCUUGGAUGAGGGACUACUUGAAUAAUGUUUUGACUUUGACUGCAGAAACAAGGGUAGAAGAGGCGGUCAUCUUAACUUACUUCCCUGUGGUUCACCCUGUCAUGAUUGCUGUCUGCUGUUUCCUCAUCAUCGUGGGAAUGCUGGGAUACUGUGGAACAGUGAAAAGAAAUCUGUUGCUUCUUGCAUGGUACUUUGGAACUUUGCUCGUCAUCUUCUGUGUAGAACUGGCUUGCGGUGUGUGGACAUACGAGCAAGAGGUUAUGGUGCCAGUACAGUGGUCAGAUAUGGUUACUUUGAAAGCCAGAAUGACAAAUUACGGCUUACCCAGGUAUAGAUGGCUUACACAUGCUUGGAAUUAUUUUCAGAGAGAGUUUAAGUGCUGUGGCGUGGUGUACUUCACUGAUUGGCUGGAGAUGACAGAAAUGGACUGGCCUCCAGACUCCUGCUGUGUUAGGGAGUUCCCAGGAUGCUCCAAGCAGGCUCACCAGGAAGAUCUCAGUGACCUUUACCAAGAGGGUUGUGGGAAGAAAAUGUAUUCCUUUUUGAGAGGAACCAAACAAUUGCAAGUACUAAGGUUUCUGGGGAUCUCCAUUGGUGUGACACAAAUCCUUGCCAUGAUUCUCACCAUUACUCUGCUCUGGGCUCUGUAUUAUGAUAGAAGGGAGCCUGGGACAGACCAAAUGCUAUCUCUGAAAAAUGAUACGUCUCAGCACUUGUCAUGUCACUCUGUGGAACUGUUAAAGCCAAGUCUUUCAAGGAUCUUUGAGCAUACGUCAAUGGCGAACAGCUUCAAUACACACUUUGAGAUGGAAGAAUUAUGAAGAAUGUCAAAGUAGGAAAUCACAAACCUGUGAGACUAGUGAGUUUUGGCAUACACAGUUAUCUAUUUCAGAAAUUUUUAGACAUAUUAACAUUCCGAAAAGGAAUGUCUAAACACAUAAUUUCUCUACCCUUUAAAAUGAAGGUUCCAUAUAAUAAUACACAGACAAUAAUUGUUGCCCUUCAAAAAGCUGAACCCAGAGUUCAUAACAACUGUGUAUGUUUUCUUUCUUUCAUUUCUUUUCUGAGCUCAAUUAUGUUUUGAAGUAAUACAGUUUGACCAGCCUUUCUGCAUCCAUUCACGGAAAUGAGCCAUCAUGGUGGCACUGGAGCUGGUAUGAAGGUUAACUAACUCCUCUAGCUAGCCUGUUAACUAUCCACUGACUGCUAACAUAGGUAUUUUUUAGUGCUAAAGACCUUUAUUACCUGAUGAUGUAUUGUUUUGAUGAUGAUUUGAUUAAAUAUGAAAACCUUUGAAGACUGGUGACUACCUAAACAUGAUUUUUGUUGGUUACUAAAAUAAUCUUAUUAAUAACACUUGUAAGAGCUAACACGUUGUCUUAAACUUAUCAGGGAUGUAUAUGUAUAUAAGUCUGUGUUGUGUCUGUAUAAUUCAGUAGAUUUCAGUUCUUAAAAUGUUAUGAAUAACAAUAUUUGAAAAUGACAAAAUUGUCUUACAUAGCACCAUUACUUUUGUCUCUUCCAACAACAGAGCUUUUAAAUUCUGUCUUGGUUCUGUACUAUAUCCAUAACUGUUAAUUUAAGUUGUUAACCACUAAUUUUGGAAAUUACCAGUGUGAUACAUAAGAAUCAUUGUAACUCGGGCUGCAGGAAGUAUUAACUACAGAAUUUACACAUAGUUGAUUCAGCACAAAUUCAGAUGCUUUUUUUCCUCCCAGUAAACACUUAGUCAAAGAGCUUAUGUUUUUCUUUUGCAAACAAGAACCAACAACUUGAAGUCAAUGUAAUUUUUACAAAGAAACAACAUUCUCUGCAGAGAUGCUCAUGGGAAUCUCUAAAAUAAGUGGUGGUCUAACCAGAGAGUAUCCUUGCUUUAUUUCAUCAAUUAAUAUACUGUAGCAAAUUAUACAGAAUACUAAUUUUUUUUUACAAGAGUAGAAGAUAUUUAUUUGAAACGGGAAAAGUGCAUUUUACUGUAUCUUGUGCAUUCUGUUCAUUUCUUGGAUUAUGGAAAGAAAAUUAAUACAGGUGCCAAUAAAUAUUUUCUAGAUCAUGA
This is a messenger RNA of Grammomys surdaster, 2935 nucleotides long. RefSeq names its product tetraspanin 12 (gene Tspan12). Lineage: Eukaryota; Metazoa; Chordata; Mammalia; Rodentia; Muridae. The record is from RefSeq and is a predicted model, not a curated record. The transcript has 11 exons. Bases 642 to 1700 code for a protein of 352 amino acids. Gene Ontology annotation, cellular component: membrane.